AUGAAGUCUAGAGCACAGAGGUGUGAGAAGGUGAUGUCGGGAAGAACCAGUAAAAUCUUUGUGGAAAGAAUAGCCGUCGAUCUGAAUGAGAUAUACGAGGGAAAUAUCGAGUUGGACCAUCAGGCUUCACUUUGGCUAAAAAGUAGCGAGACAUUAAAUUUAAUGGCAACUAAAAUAUGCGUCUAUUUUUUAGAAGAGGUUGUUUUUGUGGAGGGAAGCAAGUCGUUACUUAUUCUUGUGUUUCUUGCUCAAAUUGGUUCAUACCAAGUAAGAGCACAGCGAUUUUCUAUUGAAAAACGCAAACUUGAAGAAAGUGAAAUAAUGAUAUUUCUAAUAAACACUUAUUAUAUCCAUUCGAUGAACAUCCUCAGUUACUUAAACCAAGAUCCAAGCUCGAUCAAUUGUCUACCUACCUUUGUUACCUAUCUUCGUCCAAAUUUACUAAUGAUGCUCGAACGAGGUUUUGGACAAUAUGAACAAUUUUAUAUUGCUCCCAUAAUCAAGACAGAGAUUUCAGUGCUGUGGCCACUUCAAAGCUUUUCAAGCACAUCGCAGCUCAAGUGUGGGACAAUAGAACCGUGGCAAGUUGGAAUUUGA
Molecule: messenger RNA, 597 nt
Organism: Phycomyces blakesleeanus NRRL 1555(-)
Lineage: Eukaryota; Fungi; Mucoromycota; Mucoromycetes; Mucorales; Phycomycetaceae
Exons: 3
Coding region: 1-597 (198 amino acids)
Source: RefSeq, a predicted model, not a curated record